UCAGGUGUGUACACACUGGAGCGCGUGCACACGGCGACAAUCUUGGUAGUCAGUCUGCGGAUUGCAGCGAAUUCGCUCAUUUGAAAAAAAUAAAACAUGGCUGGAAGAGGUGGUUAUGAACACGCUAGAGGUGGCUUUGGAGGAGAGCGUCAUGUGAAGCAAUUGCCAACGGAACCGCCAUUUAUUGCGUACGUGGGCAAUUUGCCACAAGGUCUCGUUCAAGGCGAUGUUAUGAAAAUAUUCAAUGACUUUGAGGUGAAAAACGUGCGAUUGGUUAAGGAUCGAGAAACGGAUCAGUUUAAAGGCUUCUGCUACGUGGAGUUUGAAACGCUUGACAACUUGGAACGAGCUCUGGAAUGCGAUGGACGUAUCAAAUUGGAUGACCUAUCGGCCCCGCUAAGGAUAGACAUUGCAGAUCGGAAGAGAAAUGACCGCCCUGGUGGCGGAAUUGGCGGCGGUGGCGGCAAUGGCGGCGGCAUGAAUCGCGAUGGUCGGGAUGGGUUCCAGAAGCGCGGACCACCGCGUCAGGGCGGCACCAGUCAAUCGUAUAGCCGAGGCGGCCCUGGCACCGGCGGUGGUCGCGAGGCCGGUGGCGGCUCUGGUAAUCGCGGCGAUAGUAGAGGUUCGUACAAUGAUAAUUAUGGUGGUCACAGUGAUAGAAGUCGUGGCGGCGCCAGCUCCGGCAUGAAUAGAGGAUACAAUGAUCGUCCGGCUAACCGCGGCCGAUAUGGCAACUUCAACAAUGACGAGAGAUUCGACCGAAAUCAGGAUCGGGAUCGCGGCCAGCGCGAGGGCAGCUAUGGGAAUCAGUCGCGCGAUGGCGACAGAUAUAACAAUUUCAGUCGGCAUCGUGAUCGCGAGCGUACCCACUACAAUCCCAACCAGCAACAGGAACGUCCCACUGGCAUCGGCGCCAUCGGUAACAAUUCAAUAAUGUCUGGAUCCGAUUCGAAGAUUGCUCAUACUGAAUUUCAAAUUGCAGAUGACACGGAGCGGCCACGCCUGCAGCUAAAGCCGCGUACAAUUGCGGCGCCCAUCAAUGCGGUGGCCGAGACCAAACAAGCGGCAACCAUUUUCGGCAACGCCAAGCCCCGAGAAGAGAAACUGAAGGAGCUGGAACAGAACGUCAAUCACAAUGGCGAUAACUAGAUGGCGGCGGCGGUGGCGGCGGCAACUCUGAAAUCUUUAAAUAUGCCUAAAUGAUAUUUAAACCAAGCAAAAAGUAAAAAGCAAAAUAAUAGAAUUGAUCCAGAAGAAGACGAUGAGACGAGACGAGUUGACAGAAAUGAUAGAGGCAUAUAUCAUUUGUGUGAGAGAGCGGCGUGCAUAUAUAUGAAGAGAGGCGGAAGAUGAUGAUGAUGAAGAUGAUGAUGAUGAUGAUGAUGAAGAUGAUGAUGACGAUGAGAAUGACGAUGGAGAUGGAGAUGAAAGCAAAAACAAUACAAAAUAUAAUUAAUAACUAUGCUAUAUACCUAUUAUAUAAAAAGCUAUGUACUAUGCAUACAUAAUACACAUAAACAACAUACUUGGCUGGCCCUCCCCAUGUCGGCCAACAAACAACAAAGCAACUUAACAAACAAACAACAAACAACCAAGAAAAACGGAAACAAACAAAUGUAAUCACAGCAACAAACAAUACGACAAAAUACUUUCUUACUUCAUGUGUGUUCGUUGGAAAGUGGAGCUAAGCGAACUGCAACAGCAAUAAGAGCCACAUUAACAGCAGCAACAACAGCCACAUCAUCAACAACAACAUAAACAACAACAUAAACUCGACAACAACAACAACAACAACAACAACUGCAAUGGAAAGUCUUUAAAUGUUAGUAUGUAAGCAGCGGUAAAAUUAGAGCCGUGCAUAUAUCUAUACAAUAUACGGUAUAGCUCAUAUAUGCGCGCUGCUAUUUGUUAGUUAAGUAAUGCAUAUGUAAACCAACAAAAACAAAAAUUAUAAAAAAUACGUUCUACAUUUAAGCGAAAA
This is a messenger RNA of Drosophila mojavensis, 1981 nucleotides long. RefSeq names its product eukaryotic translation initiation factor 4H (gene eIF4H1). The record is from RefSeq and is a predicted model, not a curated record. The transcript has 4 exons. Gene Ontology annotation, molecular function: RNA binding. Lineage: Eukaryota; Metazoa; Arthropoda; Insecta; Diptera; Drosophilidae. The coding region runs from base 97 to 1149 and encodes 350 amino acids.